GUUUCUGCUUUUGUUUACAUCGCGGUUGGACGCGUCCGUUUUGGUUUUCGGUCGAAUAUAGUUUUUAAUUUCGUAAUUCGCCGGUAGUUUUUGUGAAAUACCGGAAAAUCACGAUUCGCAGGUCAGCCGCACGUUUCCACGAUGCUUUCGUUCCGGCAGCUGGUGUGUUUCAUCCUUUCGCUGCUGUCGUUCCUGUCGGUGUUUUACUCGGUGGGUAAGCUGGGCGUUUUCCUAGCCACGCCCGUCAUCCAGCAGCGCGACUUCCGCCAUGUCCUGCUGACCACCCUGCUGGACGAUCGUGGUCUGCUGAAGGCCACGCUUUUCUCGCUGUGCUUCAAUUCGGUGUGGAUUGUGUUGUUUGUGAUCCAACAUAGUGCCAUGAAGGCGGACGUUGUCAAGCGAUUCUGGCGGAAGCUGGGAUUGGAGAUGGCCGAACGGAGCGUUUAUAACAUUGGUACGGCCUAUUGUUUGCUGAUCAUGCUGAAGAACUGGAAGACGACACAAUCGUACCAGCUAUGGUAUGUGGAUGUCGAAUCGAGUCCGGUUCUGUGGUGGACCUUCGUGUCCGCUCAUAUCGUAUCCUGGGUGGUGAUCUACGGAGGCAGCUUGCUGAUGGACCUUCCGGAGCUGAUUGGGUUGAAGCAGAUUUACUACGAUGUGAACGAUUUGGCUCCUCCGAUGAGCUACAAAUCGCGGGAACUUCGCAGCUUCUACGGCCGGUUGAGACAUCCAUCCUUUGUGGGACUCUCAGUGGUGCUGUGGAUCACUAAUUCAAUGAGUCUGGACCGCCUUCUGUUGGCCAUCAUUUGGAGCACCUACAUGUAUCUGUCCUGGAAUACGAAUAAGACUGAUCUCGAAUACCAGAAAUACCAACUCGGCCGCAAAAAGGUUGAGUUGACCAACGUUCAAGAGUAAAUUAAUUUGUAUGGCAUUAUUGUACCUAUGUCUCGAACAUAGAUGUAUUCAAGCAUAUUUAGUGAUGAAGCUAACGCAUGUCAUACGUUUCGCAUUGUGUUCGACUAACUUAGAUAUUACUACUACUAAACCAAACGCCAGUUUUUUCAUGUGUUUUUUUUUUUUCUUUAUUUGAUUAACUUAAAUGUACGCACUAAACUGAAAA
This is a messenger RNA of Aedes albopictus (Asian tiger mosquito), 1120 nucleotides long. Its product is annotated as nurim homolog. The coding region runs from base 142 to 915 and encodes 257 amino acids. NCBI's taxonomy places the organism in Eukaryota, Metazoa, Arthropoda, Insecta, Diptera, Culicidae. The transcript has 3 exons. Gene Ontology annotation, cellular component: nuclear membrane. The record is from RefSeq and is a predicted model, not a curated record.